AAAAAAAAAGUGCAGGCCUUCUAUAUUUUUUUGCAGCAUUAAAUAUGUGUAUCUGCAAGCUGAGUCAAAAAACACUAAUUAAAAAAACAAACACCUCUUCCUCUGGAUCAAGGUGAUGACAACAAGUGCCCUGAGGUGUCAGAGGAACAGGUUCAGUAAGUUGUUUUCAGUUAGAGGUGUUUGAAUUUCUUAAGACGGUUCCUGUUAGUCUGUUUUCAUUCAUCCCUACAGGUUGCCUAACGCUCACAUAGCUUCAGAUGACCUUGUUAAACACGUAAACUACCUGGAGAUAAUCCCCUCCUUCAGUUAAGCAGGAAAUUUCUUCGAAUUUUAUUGCAUCAUGUUGAGGUUUCAUUUUCUCUUGAGAGCGGUAACAGCAGGACAUUUGAGCGUCGUAGCCUCACGGUGUUGUUGUUGUUGUGGAGGUCAUUACCAAGCGGUCUCUCUCCACCUUUGACAUACACGGACAGAUGUGAGCCUCUUCUAGAAAGCCUUUUCCUUUUUUCCUGGCAUAGGUUAAUUUUUUUCUAGUGUUGUUCCUCGUGUUGUUGACACAGCUGUUAAAGUAAACAUGCAUGAGCUGAGCGUUGGCGGUUGGGGUUCGGCCAAUCUGUGAAGAGGGGAGUGGGAGCCCUGGAGUCGCCUUCACUGAGGUUCUGCUCCUCCAGGAUCCUCAUGUUUUUUGGGACUGGUUGUCAGCAAAGCCGUGAUGUGGUGCUGGAGCCGGUGGAUCUGUGGACUGCUGGCCGGGACCUGGGAUGGCGAGGAUUAUUACAGGACAGUCGGAAGAAAAGAAAGACAGAGCUCGACGCAGGAGAUCGGCGAGGAGGCCGAGGAGGACGCCAUCUUCACCAUCACACUGAGGAAGGUGCAGCUUCACCAGUCGGCCAGCAAAGGGCAGCGAUGGCUGGGCGUGGACACGGACUCCGCCCUGAGCCUCUACGAAACCUGCAAGGUGCGGACCAUCAAAGCCGGCACUCUGGAGAGGCUGGUGGAGUACAUGGUGUCGGCGUUCAAGGGCAAAGACUCCACCUACGUCACCAUCUUCCUCUGUACCUACCGAUCCUUCGCCACCACCAAGCAGGUGCUCGAUCUCCUGCUCAACAGGUAUGCCAAGCUCCAAAAUGUGCCUGCAGCCACAGCACACAGAGUCUCCCAGGACGACUGCACAGAGCUGAGAAACACUGUUUCGUCCAUCCUGGGCGCGUGGCUGGACCAGUACUCUGAGGACUUCUGGAGCCCUCCCAACUACGAGUGUCUACAUCAGCUCCUCGCUUACCUUCACCUCCACUUCCCUGGCUCGGACCUGGAGCGCCGUGCCCGCAACCUGCUGGCCCACUUCCACCGAAGACAGCAGUGUGAGCCUGAUCCUGAUGGUAUGAAGGCAGGACAAGAGAGGGACACCAGAGCAGGGGAACACAUCGGCUGCCCUUUUGCUACGCAGGAAGAGAGCGGCUUUGAGGAUGAGCUUCCUGCUUUCAGUUUCCUGUCGUUUGACCCCAUCAUGGUGGCAGAGCAGUUCACGCUCAUGGACGCGGAUCUGUUCAAGAAGGUGGUUCCCUACCACUGCCUGGGGGGGAUUUGGUCUCAGCGGGAUAAGAAAGGUAAGGAGCACCUGGCUCCCACCAUCAGAGCCACCGUGGCCCAAUUCAACUCUGUCACCAACUGUGUCAUCACCACCUGCCUGAGCAACCCGGCACUGAAGCCCAACCAGAGAGCCCGUCUGCUGGAGAGGUGGAUAGAAGUUGCCCGGGAGUGUCGAAUACUAAAGAACUUCUCCUCGUUGCGAGCCAUCCUCUCCGCCCUGCAGUGCAACGCAAUCCACCGCCUAAAGAGGACCUGGGAGGAAGUGUCACGGGAAAGUUUCCGAACCUUCCGCGAGCUGUCCGAGAUCUUCUCUGACGACAACAAUUACUCCCUGAGCCGAGAGCUGCUGGUGAAGGAGGGCACCUCCAAGUUUGCAACUUUAGAAAUCAACCCUAAACGCGCUCAGAGGAGACACCAGCAGCAGAGAGACCUGGGAGUGAUGCAGGGGACGAUCCCUUACCUGGGGACUUUCUUGACGGACCUGGUGAUGAUGGACACUGCCAUGAAGGAUUACACUGAGGGUGGUCUGAUUAACUUCGAGAAGAGAAGAAAGGAGUUUGAGGUGAUCGCUCAGAUCAAACUGCUCCAGCUGGCCUCCAACAACUACAAUUUCACUCAGGACAGCCACUUCAGGGAGUGGUUCGCCGGCGUGGACAAAUACAGCGAGGCAGAGAGCUACAAUCUGUCCUGUGAGAUCGAGCCUCUGUCAGAGUCGGCGAGCAACACGCUCCGAGGCAAGAAGAACGGAGGAAUCAUGAAGCGCUGGAGCGACCGACAGUUGACGGAGGCCGGUUGCAGCAGUGCCGCAGGCUCUCACUCCAAGUCCUUCGACCACUCGCACUACAGGCCGUACCAAGGAGGAGGGGGGGACAGCGGCGACGCUCUCAGCGUCACCUCUGUCAGCUCGAGCGGAUCAGACCUGGAGGAUGUGAACGCCAGCUUCCUGUCAGACUCACCGGAGGGACAUGAGAGAAAGACGUCGACUCCUUCAGUGAAACUAACUGUCUCAGCACUGGGAAGAGAAGCUCCAGCUGCAGAUACAACCUCAACGUUCUGGGAAUGUACGUCUCUGUCGUCUCUGGACACGUCCGGGAUGGGCUCGAGCUCUGGUUCAGCCUCCGGCUCCAGCAGCGCCUCCUCCUCCUCCGUCUCCUCCUCCACCCCGUUGUCGGCCUCGCGCUCACACAAACGCUCGGUGUCGGCUGUGUCGAACUACUCGACUCUGUCGCUGCCGUUGUACAACCAGCAGGUGGACGACUGCUGCAUCAUCAGGGUCAGCCUGGACGUGGAGAACGGGAACAUGUAUAAGAGCAUCCUGGUGACGAGUCAGGACAAGACUCCGGCGGUGAUCAGGAAGGCCAUGAUCAAACACAAUCUGGAGCGAGAGAAGACCGAGGACUACGAACUGAUGCAGAAAAUCUCUGAGGACAAAGAGCUCCGGAUCCCGGACAACGCCAACGUCUUCUACGCCAUGAACUCCACUGCCAACUAUGACUUUGUGCUGAAAAAGCGCGGCUUGGCACGGCCCAUGCGGGCCAAGAACGUGGCCAGUUCGACGCUGCCUCGCAUGAAACAGAAGGGACUGAAAAUCGCCAAAGGGAUUUUCUGAGGAGACUUCCUCUCUCCUCCUCCUCCUCCUCCUCCACUCACCCUCUUCCUCCUCCUCGAUCACCUUCUCUGGCCUCCACUCGUCAGCUUCUGCUCAGGUGCUUGAGUUUUUGUUCAGACAAAAACUGGACACGCAAGAGGAGGAACGACCAAGCGCACCUCGGGAAGCAGAGGAGCACCUUAACACUUAACUGUCGCGUCGUCGGGACCCUGAGAGGACGUUAAAAGGAACAAACAAACGAGGCGUGUUGGCUGCUUCAGCCGGCUCAUGGAAAAGCAUCAGAUCUCCCGGUCCUUUUACGUUUCGUUUACAGCUGUUUACAUCUUAACAUCAGUUGGUCAGAUCAGUCGUUUCUGCACCUUCGACAAAAACGCUUUUUUUUUCCCUGCUUUUUUUUAAACCAUGUUGCAGAGCCUCGUCCCUGUGUGAUCACUCUGCGGUCUUCAUGCUCGCACCCUCCUGCGUGGAGCAAACACUAACGGACAGAAAGGUGUCUGAAUGUGAUUCUACUUUUUCAGGGAGCUUUUGUUUCAAGCGCACCGCCGCCACCGCUUUUGCCCCGGUGGUCCCUGAUGUCGACAGUGCCUGCAGGACUGCAGCACUUUAAGGUUUCGCUCUCUGCCGCCUCAGCAUUUUAACACCAGCGACGCUGACGCGAGCGUGGAGAGAUCUGGACUCUAUAAACUCCUGAACGCUGCCAUGUUACACAUACACAAAAAUAAAAGGUCACGUGGCCUGAAACAGAGACGUGGUGUCAAAACCAGUGGGCGCAGCCAUGAAUCACAUGCCACUGUUUUCUUUUUAUUAUUAUUAUUAUUAUUAUUAUUAUUAUUAUUAUUAUUAUUAUUAUUAAUUAAUGAAUCGUAACCACUACAUGGAGAAGGAUGCCACAGAGUGGGACAGAAACAUGAGCUGAGAACAAGACACAAAAAAACUGAGUGUAUAUAUCGAUUAACACCAUCUGUGCAGUAUAUUCUUUUCAAACGGACCACGAGAUUUUGUUAACAGACUCGACGCUUUGUUCUUUUCUCUUUGUACAUUUGUUUGCAUCUCUCUCUUUGAUAUGGUGCUGCUACUUAUCUUUCUGAAGACGUCAUAAUGAGCUGCACCUCACGUUUUUGUUUUUUCUCUUCCUCCUGACCACCAGCCGCCAUGUAGGAACACAGAAACGUCUGAGGGACACGAGGCAUUACAGAAAUAAUAAGUAAAAAGGGCCGCUCUGCCCGGUAGAGUCGAUACUCUCUGUUUUAGCUGUGCUUCCAACAUGGCGGCUUGGCUUUCAUAACCAUCAGUUUCCAAAUGUGCCAUGAUGGGCCAGGUGAGCGCUGCGGUAUCAUCUGUGGUUUUUUACGUGUCUGUGAUGGCAGCAGAGUCUUUCCUCUCUGGGCUCUAACUAACAGCACAUGUGGGGGGGAAAAAGUAGCUUUGGGUGAUUUUUAGGUUCUCUGUUCCUGUUAGCGUACAGAAGAGCUCCUGAAUGUUUCGUGCGUAGGCGCCCAGGCGA
Maylandia zebra (zebra mbuna) is the source of this 4700-nucleotide messenger RNA. Its product is annotated as ral guanine nucleotide dissociation stimulator. Gene Ontology annotation, biological process: Ras protein signal transduction. Gene Ontology annotation, molecular function: guanyl-nucleotide exchange factor activity. NCBI's taxonomy places the organism in Eukaryota, Metazoa, Chordata, Actinopteri, Cichliformes, Cichlidae. Gene Ontology annotation, cellular component: plasma membrane. The record is from RefSeq and is a predicted model, not a curated record.